GACGGAGCUGAGAGAGCGUCCUGACCACUCAUAAGUUCUCCCCAGGACCACCACUUCACCUCCGCGUUAUUCUGGAGAGAAUUUGCAUCUCGGGGAGGAACGUGUGGAGACCAACCAUUUUCAGGAUUUGUCUUCCUUUCGAAAAGGACGUCCUAGGCAGCUGGUACAGACUGUAUUUGUUUUUCUCAUUCUGUUUAAGCUACGCAGUUGAGGUGAAUUUGGAGAAAGUCUGAAGCUGUUUACCUGCUUAAUUUUCUGACUUUCCGACAUGCGCGUCUUUGUGUUGCGCAUCAUGUUCGCGCUGCUGUGUGUCAGCGCUUCACGCUCUGCAUCAUGUCCUGCUGGCUGCGAAUGUUCAGAAGCUGCGCAGACUGUGAAAUGUGUUUCUAAAGAUCUUCGGGACAUACCAAAGCACAUUCCUGCUUACACAAGAAAUUUGUUCAUCACAGGUAACCACAUUAGGCGAGUUGGUCCAGAGUGUUUCAAGGGGCUGGACAAUGUGACAACGUUAUCGCUCAGCAACAACAGAAUAUCUGAGGUGGCGUCUCACACCUUCUCCAGCCUGUGUAACCUCAGAUCAUUGGAUCUGAGCAGCAACCAGCUGGUUUCAAUUCACCCAGGGGCCUUUACAAUGCACAACCACACGCUGAGAGAGCUGAAUUUCAGCCGAGCGCUUUAUAACCACUCGUCAGUCAUUAACCUGGCCACAGCUCUGCGCUGGAGCAGCCUGGACGGUCUGCAUGGGCUGGACCUGUCAAGCAAUGGCCUGAUCUUCCUACCUCCUCGCAUCUUUUUCAAUAUGAGUAGUCUGCGCCGGCUUCACUUGGCCAACAACUCCAUAGUAUCUCUUACCAAUGAGACAUUGCUGGGUUUGGAGCUCCUAGAAGAGCUCGAUCUGAGCCAUAAUGCCCUGAAAACCUUCAGUAAGGAAGGCUUGAUGGAACUGGAGCGCAUUCCAAAAGCAAAGUUACACCUUGGGCACAACCCAUACACAUGUACCUGUGGAAUUGAGCCGUUCAUCACCUUGCUAAACACCUCGCAGGACCGUGUCGUUGAUGUGGAGCAUCUGGUCUGUGUGUUCCCUGUUGAACUGCGUAACACUUCUUUACUGCUUGUGAGGAAGUUGGUGUUGGGAUGCUGUCACGAAGAGGAGAGGAACAACCUAGCCCUGCAAACCUCCUAUGUUUUCCUCUGCGUAGUGCUGGGUUUUGUGGGUCUAAUGUUCCUCUUUGUUCUGUACCUGAACCGGAAAGGUAUCAAGAAGCGCAUCUAUGAAAUGCGUGACACAUGCAGAGAGAUGUGGGAGGGGUAUCAUUACCGAUAUGAGAUUGACUCUGAUCCCAGGUUGUCACAAUUGUCCACAAGUGCGGAUGUAUAACUUGGAUUACUGGUAGUUUGAGCCAAGUUCUUUCAACCCAUUGUCUUUAUCUGAACUUGAUUUCUAACAAAGU
Molecule: messenger RNA, 1451 nt
Organism: Neoarius graeffei (lesser salmon catfish)
Lineage: Eukaryota; Metazoa; Chordata; Actinopteri; Siluriformes; Ariidae
Gene: tpbg1b
Product: trophoblast glycoprotein a
Exons: 2
Coding region: 269-1378 (369 amino acids)
Biological process (GO): negative regulation of canonical Wnt signaling pathway
Cellular component (GO): plasma membrane
Molecular function (GO): protein binding
Source: RefSeq, a predicted model, not a curated record